Molecule: messenger RNA, 819 nt
Organism: Phytophthora megakarya
Lineage: Eukaryota; Oomycota; Peronosporomycetes; Peronosporales; Peronosporaceae
Source: the annotation of a GenBank genome assembly
AUGGCGUCACUUAUUGGGAUUGUCCUAAAAAAUGGUGUGGAUAUCCGAAUGUGUGUCGUCUACCGAAUUGUCAAUGGGUUCAUUACGUUGUCCAAUUAUCCUCUACCGUUAAUAGAAGGUCGGUCGGUUGUGUUUGUGGAUGUCAUGUGCUCCAUGAGGUUGGAUACGACCAGCGGCUUUUGGGUGGUCAAGAUAUCCGAAAAAGCAAAGCUGAUAUCGGCGUUUGUCUGUCAAUGUGGACAGUUCAAAUUGACUCGCAUGUCAUUCGGACUCAAGAAAGCGCCGCUGAUGUACUUGUCGGUUAUCAACAACUGGCUGUGGGGAUUCGUGGGCCUGCCCCCGGAAGAAGAAGCGGAAAUAAUCAAGAAUCUUAGAGUGGCAACUCAAGCACCAAGGAAUAUUCCCUUGGCUUUGUACAUUGGCCCAGUGUUGGAACGUAGUGCUUACAUUGACGACAUUGCUCAUGGUAUUCGAGCGACCCCAAACGUUGCGAAGGGUGUUAUGGAUCUACCGUUUCCCAAAUCCAACAAAGGUGUGAUAUCGUUUCUCGAAAAUCAAAACUACUACCACAAGUUCAUCGAGACCUAUCUUAAAGUGACAGCGUUUCAGAACACCAGAUACAUCAGGGACGAGACAUCUCACGAGCUCAUGAAUCUUCGCACUAUCAAUGGACAAGAAUACGACGCAAAGCUACAACAUGUUCGGUACACGGGACGUGCUCUGAACGAUGCCGAGCUCCGGUAUCACAUUACGGAAGGGGUGGUAAAAGCUAUCCCGAGGGUGUUGCAAAUCUUUCGGACGAUUCUGAAUGGCCGAUAA